AGGGUGAGCGCGAAAGCGGUCGAAGGUGCGCCGCUCGUGGCUACAGGGCUUCGCCUCCACUUGUUGACGGGUAGCCAGCGCUGGGAGAUGUGGUCCUUCCGGGACCUCGCCGCUUCGAUCUCGCGAGCGUUAACGCCGCCGCCGACGGCCGUCAUCGGUAGUGGAGCAACCACGCGGUGUCCCGGAAAGCAGCAGCAGACGACACCAACGAUGCCAUCCGAAAUCGCCUUCGCUCUCCGUUGAAGAAGUUAGAAAAAACGCAUAGAAUGCAGCGCUGCUUCUCUUGCAUUUAGACUUCGUGUGCAUAUGUUUACGCGCGCCGCGGUCGCGCUUUGAGAAAGGAGUUACGGGUUGUUGCCCGGUGAUAAAAGACACUCUCGACUGCUCCUCGUCUGCCUGCUCACUCUUGUGCGGACAGCAGGUUUCGUGUAUAUUGAUUUAUUAUCGUUUCACAGCCCGGUGCACUGGAUACAUAGCUGCGAUGUUUGACGCACGCGCCUGGAUUCUGCGCUGGGCGCUCGCCAGUCUUGUUCUUCACGGACCUCGGCCGGGAUUAGCGCAUGAAGGCGCCGCUGCAGGCCCCACAGUGGUGACGAGCCGCGUGGGUGGUGACGCUGCACUGCCGUGCCAACUCCGACAUGCCACGCUGGACUCUUGGGCCGUGUCCGUGUCGUGGUUCAAGCGCGGCCUCUCCGUACCCGUCUACACGGUCGACAUGGGCUCGGGAAACUUCCUGCAGGCCAGGCACCGACCAGCGCAUCUAUGGUCAGGACGCGCCUAUUUCUCGUCGGCAGACGAACCGGCACUUCUCAUGGUCGGAGACGUGACUGCUGCGGACGCCGGACUGUACGUGUGCUCGGCAUUUUUCGCCGAUGGCGCCGAGCGCAAUUCCACCGUCCGCUUUGUCGUAGUAGUUCCACCGGAGACGCCCAUCAUUAGGGACAGGUUUGGCAACAAGGUGGGCAAAGUGACAGGCCCUCAUCGAGAAGGCGAAUCCCUAACGCUCACAUGUGAAGUCAGUGGUGGCAUUCCAGAGCCGACGGUGACGUGGUGGCGAAACGGAACGAAGCAGCUGCACCACACAGUCGACAGCUCGUCGCUCGGCGUCACCAGGUCGACACUGGAGCUGCCGCAACUGCAUCGGCACGACCUCAACGUUUCGCUUGUGUGCAAGGCGUCCAACCACAACGAGACGUACGUGGUCACAACAAGCGUUGUAAUCGACCUAUACCUGAAGCCAUCGAUGGUGCGCAUUCGCUCAAAGCAGCGUCCGCUGGCCGCUGGUCUGCCUGCAGAAAUUGAGUGUGAAGCAGCCGGCUCUCGUCCAGCACCCGUGAUAACUUGGUGGUGUGGAAAGGCCAAGAUAUCAGCCGACAACGUAAAGGUGAUGCUCAUCGGAAACCGUGUUUUCUCGGUGGUCACGUACACACCCAGAAAAGAGGACAACGAAAAACGACUCCGAUGCGUGGCCGAAAACCCUAGCAUUGCAGGAAGUUUCCUCGAAGCCACGUACAGCCUUGACGUACAUUACAAGCCCAUUGUUACGCUUCAGCUCGGCAAGCGACUGCGGCUGGAGGAGAUCUACGAGGGGCAGGACGUGUACCUGGAAUGCAGCAUCGACGCAAACCCUCGGGUCAGCGAGGUCACGUGGCGCUUCGAAGACAGCCAGGAAGUCCACUCGGACCCGGCGGCCAAGGUGAUCACGAGCAACCAGUCGCUCGUGUUCCAGGCCAUCCAGCGUCUGAACGCUGGGCGCUACACAUGCGUCGCCACUAACAGCGAAGGCGAGUCGGUCAGCAACGAGCUCCAUUUAAGGGUAAAAUACUCGCCAGUGUGCGGCUUUCACCAGCGCACCGUGUACCCGGCUGCUGCGCACGAAAUGCUCCAGGUGUCGUGUGACGUAGACGCGCACCCGUCGGCCGUCAGCUUCCAGUGGGCCUUCAACGGCAGCCUGCGCCGCCACGAGAUUCAGACCUUCGUGUCCGAGGGCAGCCACAGUGUGGCGUCGUACGUGCCGCGUGACAGAUACGACUACGGCACGCUCCUGUGCUGGGCCACGAACGAUAUCGGGCGACAGAGGGAACCCUGCCGCUUCCAGAUCGUGCCCAUAGGACCGCCCAAGGCUCCGUACAACUGCACGCUAAGCAACCAGACGGAGGACGCGUUUCUGGCUGAGUGCCUAGAAGACCCGAGUGAUGGUGGCGCACUGCGCCAACUGUACAACCUAGAAGUUCACGACAUCUCGUGCCACAGGCUUCUCGCAAACCUGAGCUCGGAGAGACCCGCCUUCUGGGUGCAGGAUGUGCCCGUGGGCCUGAACUACGUGCUCGUGCUGUACGCUGUCAACGAGAUGGGACGCUCGGAACCGGUGCUUCUGCGCGCCGACACCCCUGACCGCUACUGGGAUGGCACAUUACAUCACGAUGGUGACUGGGGCAGCUGCGAAGAGAGCAACUCCCUCAUUAUCAUCCUGAUCACUGUCACCUUCUCCGCCAUUUUCUUGCUGUUGCUGUUCGUUAUUCUUGCCCGCUACCGGAUGAAGAAGCAGCGUUUAAAAGCCAACGUUGGCAAUAAAGUGGUGCAGAACGGAAAAGCGCUUUCUCGCUCCUGCGAUGGAUCGGUUAGCAUGACCACCUUCAACUCCACCGAAAAUCACGAGCUCCACUCGACUGCGCUGGACACGUCACCGGUCAAGCCACCUCUACACGUCGACUACAUAACAAACGACACCAACCACACGCCGUAUUUCUGCCGCCAGAAGAUCGUGGACUUCUGAUAUCCAGACGUGCUCCCCACGAACAGCGGAAAGGAGG
This is a messenger RNA of Rhipicephalus sanguineus (brown dog tick), 2813 nucleotides long. Its product is annotated as hemicentin-1. Lineage: Eukaryota; Metazoa; Arthropoda; Arachnida; Ixodida; Ixodidae. The transcript has 12 exons. Bases 482 to 2776 code for a protein of 764 amino acids. Gene Ontology annotation, molecular function: protein binding. The record is from RefSeq and is a predicted model, not a curated record.